AUGAACUCAUACGCUGCAAGACUUGCCUCAUUCACGUCAUGGCCACACGUAUAUCCAAGUGCCUCUGACGUAGCCCGUGCUGGCUUUCAUCGAGAAUUCGACCCUACUUUUCCAUCCCCGGAUCUAACGGAUAGUGACAAUCCAUUUGAUUUCCACGCUACUCGAUCACCGAAGUGUCCAUUUGUACGUGCAACACAGCAGAAAAAGAAGAACCGGAAUCAGAAGACUCGCCAGCAAUACAAGAGGUCUCUAAAAGCCACUCAGUCAGCCACUCAGCCAGAGCACUCAGUUGAACAAGAGGAGGAGUCACUACAACAGGCAAAUGCGGAGAACACUGCGGAGAAACCAAGCGACAACAAGGCCACCAUCAUCAAGAACACGGCUCAGCUCUCCAAGAUCCCACGUCAUAUGCUCUCUACGAUUCCACAUCAAACCACCACUCAGCAGGAGAACAUCACUGCAAUUUGGCCUAUCAUCUCCGCUGCACGAUUGUGGCACACAAUCACUGAGUUGAGCAUACAAGAGAAGGAUCUACUACGACGGUCACAGCCAAAUCACUAUGGCUAUGGCAAUUGGACCUCUGCAGGCAAGGGUCACAUCGGACGAUGCAUAUUUGGACGAAUUGAAACCGUCCGAUGUCUUGCUUCAACAUCCAUUUUACUAUUCGAAAGGCUUUCACUGCGGCAGGAGAACUUAUGGGAUUCACACCACUAA
Letharia lupina is the source of this 714-nucleotide messenger RNA. RefSeq lists its product as uncharacterized. NCBI's taxonomy places the organism in Eukaryota, Fungi, Ascomycota, Lecanoromycetes, Lecanorales, Parmeliaceae. The record is from RefSeq and is a predicted model, not a curated record. The transcript has 2 exons. Bases 1 to 714 code for a protein of 237 amino acids.